Closterium sp. NIES-65 is the source of this 3177-nucleotide messenger RNA. The record is from the annotation of a GenBank genome assembly. NCBI's taxonomy places the organism in Eukaryota, Viridiplantae, Streptophyta, Zygnematophyceae, Desmidiales, Closteriaceae.
AUGAAGUGCCCCAUCUGCCACGACCUCGUCGACCGCCCCGUCACCGUGCGACCUCCCUCCACCCUUCCCUCCCCGUCACCGUGCGACCUCCCUCCACCCUUCCCUCCCCGUCACCGUGCGACCUCCCUCCACCCUUCCCUCCCCGUCACCGUGCGACCUCCCUCCACCCUUCCCUUCCCGUCACCGUGCGACCUCCCUCCACCCUUCCCUCCCCGUCACCGUGCGACCUCCCUCCACCCUUCCCUCCCCGUCACCGUGCGACCUCCCUCCACCCUUCCCUCCCCGUCACCGUGCGACCUCCCUCCACCCUUCCCUCCCCGUCACCGUGCGACCUCCCUCCACCCUUCCCUCCCCGUCACCGUGCGACCUCCCUCCACCCUUCCCUCCCCGUCACCGUGCGACCUCCCUCCACCCUUCCCUCCCCGUCACCGUGCGACCUCCCUCCACCCUUCCCUCCCCGUCACCGUGCGACCCUCCUCAUUGCCCUCGUGCUUCCAUAGCUGCGCUCGUCACUCAUUCCCCCCGCCGCCCGCCUCUCUUCAUCCCUUUUCCCCCCGUUCGUCCAUUCUCUCCUCAUGCCCCCUCAACUCCCCUUUCCCCCAUCUUUCUCCCCCCAAUGCCCGCCAGACCCCCUGCGGCCACAACUUCUGCCUCGUGUGUUUCCGCAAGUGGCUGGCGCAGGGUAAGCGCAGCUGCGCCAAGUGCCGCCGCGCGGUGCCGCCCGACAUGAUGAAGCAGCCGCGCAUCAACCCCGUCAUCGUCGCCGCCAUCCGCCACGCCAAGGCCGCCGCCGCCCGCGCGGCCGCCGGCGGGCUGUCCACGUCAGCACCAGCGAAGCCGUACGAGCCAAUCUGCAACGAGAAGCGGCCCGAUCAGGCGUUCACCACGGAUCGCGCCGUGCGGAAGGGGCUCUCUAACGCCGCCUCGGGCCGCAUAUUUGUGACUAUAGCGGGGGAUUUUUUCGGGCCAAUCACGGCGGAGUACGAUCCGGAGAGGGGGACGGGCGUGGAGGUGGGCGAGACGUGGGCGAGUCGGCUGGAGUGCCGGCAGUGGGGCGCGCACCUGCCGCACGUGGCAGGCAUCGCGGGGCAGUCCCACCAUGGCGCGCAGUCAGUGGCGCUGUCGGGGGGUUAUGAGGAUGACGAGGACAACGGCGAGUGGUUCCUCUACACUGGCAGUGGGGGGCGGGAUCUGAGCGGCAACAAGCGCACCAACAAGGUGCACGCGUUCGACCAGCGCUUUGAGAAGAGCAACCAGGCGCUCAGGCUCAGCUGCCUCAAGGGCUACCCCGUGCGCGUCGUCAGGUCGGAGAAGGAGCGGCGGUCCAGCUAUGCACCCCAGGCAGGCGUGCGGUACGACGGCGUCUACCGCAUCGAGCGCUGCUGGCGCAAGAAGAGUAAAGUGGUGAGGAAAGGGGGAAGGGAGGGAGAGGGGAGGGGGAAGGGAGGGAGAGGGGAGGGGGAAGGGAGGGAGAGGGGAGGGGGAAGGGAAGAGAGUCGUGGUCCGUACCCCUCUACCGCCCAUACCAGGUCCGUACCCCUCUCCUCAGCCCAUACCAGCCCGGGGAGGAAGCUGCCGCAGGUGGCGGAGUUGAAGCAGGCAGUGGACGUCACAGAGCGCACCGGCCCGCCCGCCUGGGACUGGAUUGAGGAGAAGCAGCAGUGGGGGUGGGUGCGCGCGCCCCCAGCAUGCACCAAGCCCAUCGGUGGCACCAGCACAGCAUGGCGCUCCGCCAAGCGCCUCGCGGUGGGCAGCACGGGCGAGGCCGUGAAGAAGCGGAGGGCGCUGGCGCAGAAGAGACUCGCCAAAGACUUCGCGUGUCUGCUGUGUGGGGGAGUGCUGCGUGACCCGGUGUCCACGCCCUGCCAGCACAGCUUCUGCCUCGCGUGCCUGCAGCAGCGCUUCCACGGGCAGGCCGACACACGCGACCGCUCCAAGACCGCGGGGCGGUCGUUGCGAGCACAGAAGAUCGUCAAACAGUGCCCCGCCACGCGCUGCACCGCUGACAUUGCAGACGUGCUGUCCCGGCUGCAGCACUGCCCCGCUGCUCACUGCCCCGCUGCUCACUGCCCCGCUGCUCACUGCCCCGCUGCUCACUGCCCCGCUGCUCACUGCCCCGCUGCUCACUGCCCCGCUGCUCACUGCCCCGCUGCUCACUGCCCCGCUGCUCACUGCCCCGCUGCUCACUGCCCCGCUGCUCACUGCCCCGCUGCUCACUGCCCUGCUGCUCACUGCCCCGCUGCCAUUCUGACGUGCUCACCUGCUUCCAGCAUCGCUCCUCUGCUCAAACAACCCAGCUCUGUCCUCUCCGUGAAUUCUCUCUGUUGCACUGUCGCAAUCUCAUGCCCUCUCCCACACGCUCCCUCUUGCAAUCGCCGCAUUCUUCUCACAUUCCCCCCUUGGACCCCUGCCUGGCGGCAGGUGAACCACGACAUGGCGGAUUUGAUCGCCAUGCUGCUCGCAGAGACGAAUGCACCAGAUGCAGAGGAGGGGGAGGACGCAGGGGAGGGCGGUGAGGAGGAUGGGGAGGAGGGAGCAGAGGGAGAGGAGGAUGAAGCGGAUGAGAACAACGCGGAGGAUGAGGAGAAGGACAGCAAAGGGCAGGCCGAAGGGAAGGAGCGUGAAGGAAACAUCGAAGGUGCAGGAGAGGAGGGGGUGAAGGAAGAGGGGCGGAGCAAGGGAGUGCAAGCGUUGGAUGCGAUUGGUGCUGCGGGGAGCACAGGAGGAGCGGGUGAGGGGAAGGGCAAGGGCGCGCAGGCAGAGGUGGACGGGGGAAGGGAAGGUGGAGUGGAUGGCAGUAAGACUGGGGGAGUGGUAGGUGCGUUGAGUCCCACUUCAGGUGGCGUUGCUGGUGUGACCACAGCAUCGGCACCGGCGGAUGCAGCAGCACAGGGCGCAGCAGCAAAGGGGAUGGCAGCAGUGGGCACGGCAGUGGAAAGGGCAGAAACAGAGCGGGCGGCAGCAGGAAAGGCGUCAGCAGCAGCGGCACUGGUGGCGUGCAGCUCGCUGGCAGGCGUCCCUGAGGGGUUGCAGGAAGUGAUGCGGGCCCACCCUGACUUGGACCAGGCAACGCUGCGAGACAUGCUGGCGGGAGAGGCGGGCGGCGACGUGGAGGAGCUGCGCGGCAUGCUGAGGCGCAUGCGCUGCCACCAGCAGCAGGGGGACGGUGCCGCCUAA